AUGACACGCUCAAAUUUCAUAGAAAUCCCUUUCAAAGAAUUAACUACUAUUAAAACGCUGAACCUACCAGAACUUGGUAUUUUUAAAACAGCUACUUUGAAAUGGUCCAAUAAACCCCAAACGGUAGCAAUGAUUCUUGUCGAAAAUAAUGUAGAUGAUAUUCAAAAGUUGCAAGAUAUACAACAUAAAAAUAUCAUAAAAUUUUACGGAAUAACUUACGAUUUAGAAAACAGUAAAUAUGUUGUAUUUCAGUUUGCUGCCGAUGGAAAUUUGAGAGAUUAUUUAGUUCGCAAUAAAACUAGUACGAGAGCAAAACUAAAAAUGGCGAAAGGUAUAGCUAAAGGAUUAGAAUAUUUACAUAAAAAAGGAAUAGUUCAUGAAAACUUGAGCCCUAGUACAAUAUUUGUCGAGAAUAAAAAUGCACUUAUAGCAAAUCCAACAGUAUCCACAGUAACAAAAAAAGAUUCAUCCGUGAACACUAUGAGAAAUAUGAUACCUUAUUUAGAUCCACAAUCAUUUAAAAACCCGCAACACCGACUCGAUUUUAAAUCUAAUAUUUAUAGUUUAGGCAUAAUUAUGUGGCAAAUUUUUAGUUGUAAAGAACCACUUUCAAAUUAUUCUAAUUUGAUGGCUUUUGUGCACGAUAUUCUAAGUAAUAAGAGAGAAGAGCCUUUUGGAGAUGCACCUGAUGAAUAUAUCAGUCUUUAUAAGGAUUGUUGGUCGUCUGAUCCAGAUAAAAGACCGUCAAUUCAGCAAGUUGUUUCAAGGCUUAUGAAAAUAUCGGUUUGA
This is a messenger RNA of Cetraspora pellucida, 789 nucleotides long. NCBI's taxonomy places the organism in Eukaryota, Fungi, Glomeromycota, Glomeromycetes, Diversisporales, Gigasporaceae. The record is from the annotation of a GenBank genome assembly.